Peromyscus leucopus (white-footed mouse) is the source of this 2365-nucleotide messenger RNA. RefSeq names its product syndecan 4 (gene Sdc4). The coding region runs from base 22 to 612 and encodes 196 amino acids. The record is from RefSeq and is a predicted model, not a curated record. Gene Ontology annotation, cellular component: membrane; cell surface. The transcript is spliced from 5 exons. Gene Ontology annotation, biological process: cell migration. NCBI's taxonomy places the organism in Eukaryota, Metazoa, Chordata, Mammalia, Rodentia, Cricetidae.
CCUGGGUCUGCCGUUGGGACCAUGGCGUCUGCUUGCCUGCUCGCUCUGCUGCUGCUGCUCCUGGGAGGCUUCCCCGCCGUCCCCGCCGAGUCGAUUCGAGAGACUGAGGUCAGAGCGCCCCAGGACCUCAUGGAAAGCAGAUACUUCUCUGGAGCCCUCCCUGAUGAUGAAGAUGCUGGGGGCCUGGAGUUUGAGUCCGGCUCUGGAGAACUGGAUGGCUCGGAGGAGACUAGGACCUUCCCUGAAGUGAUUCAGCCCUUGGUGCCUAUAAAUAACCACAUUCCUGAAAGGGGACAGCCUGGGGAUCGUGUCCCCUCAGAACCCAAGGAACUGGAGGAGAAUGAAGUCAUUCCCAAAAGGGUCUCACCCUCCGAAGUGGACAGUGAUAUAUCCAACAAAGUGUCCAUGUCCAGCACUGCUCAGGACGGCAACAUUUUUGAGAGAACCGAGGUCCUGGCAGCUCUGAUUGUGGGCGGCGUGGUGGGCAUCCUCUUUGCCGUUUUCCUGAUCCUGCUGCUGGUGUACCGCAUGAAGAAGAAGGAUGAAGGCAGUUAUGACUUGGGCAAGAAACCCAUCUACAAAAAAGCCCCCACCAACGAGUUCUACGCAUGAAGCUUCCCAUGAGUGCUACUUGGACUUAAUGGGGAGGAGGGGAGUCGAAGGAUUGGACGGUGGGCAGUAUAGUAGAGGGAGGGCACCUUGAUGCUGACUCGUCAGUGUCUCCGUCUCCGGUCACCUUCCUGGUGUCAGAAGAGAUCCUCUUCUUCUGUGCUGCCUCACUUGGAUUUGGGGGGUGGGGUGUGUGUGUCUCGGUUGCCCUGGCAGAAAAAAGGGGUUAAAAUAGCCUUUUCUAAAGGCAAGCCUGGGAUUGGGUUGUCCCCCCCCCCAAAUUUCCAGAGUAGAAUCUAGGACCAGUUUAGGGCCUGUACUGACUGAGUGUGCCUCAUCCAUGACUGCCCUUGACUCUGGAAACUGAGCUGGCUGCCUUCCACAUGCUGUAUACCCUGUCCAUCUGUCAGGAGCUAGGACAAGAAGCUAGAAUCCGAUGCACCUUGAUGUGUCCACCCACGAGUGGGUCACACUACAGACUCUCUGUGGUAGACCUAGGCUCUUUCCAGUGACUUUGGGAACUCUUUUUUUUUUUUUUUUAAAUCUGGGGAGGGAGGGGUGAAGUGCUGAAAUGCAUUUGUAGAAGAUUGGUAAAACUAAUUUUUUUAAAAGGGGUUCACGCCUUUGUGCAAGUGUCUGCCUGGGCUAAGAGCGUGGGGUGUGCAGAUGUUCUGUGUGGGACAUUUCCACUGUCCAGCAGAGUUUGUGUGUCAUGGUUUUUAUGUUGUUCUGUUUGUUUUUUGAAAUGAGAGAAGAGUUGGAGAUAAUGAUUUUUAUUAAUUUUUUGUUACUAUUUAUAGCUUCAGACAGGGCUGCUUCUUCAUCUUCCUUUUUAUCUUUUCUGUCCCCCACCAUUUUUAAAAAACACUCUGCCCUCUUGUUGAUGACCUUGGCCCUUUCUGAAGCUGCUUUGUCUAAGAAGUAGCUAUAAUGUUCUAGCAGAUUCCAGAAUAUAACGUAGGGGAUAAGUGGGAUAUUUGAGUAUGUGUUCUUGUAAUAUAUUACCCUUAUUUGGCUCUAGAAGAAUAGAUGAAUAUAUUUUUUUAGGACAUAGAAUGGUAUUACCAGUUUCAUGUCGGCUGGGUGGCUGUGUGAGUGAAGUUUCGUGUGGCUGAGUAGCCUCUUACCCUUCUCUUGCCCUGUUCCUGGUGCCUUCUUGUGAUUGAGCUGGAGUAGUUGAGGGUAGCUGACGCUAACCCUCGCUCUGCCUUCUGCUAGGGGCCCAGCGGCAGGGUUCCUGGGUCUGCUUUCUCCAGGCUCUCUAGAUGAUAGUGACCUCGUGUGGUUGGAUAAAUCAGGUCAGUUCGGACCACACGAUUAGAAAUCCAUUCCUCAGUUGCACUGGCCACAGUUUGAGUGCUCAGCCACCAUCCACUGGGCACACUGCUAAGAGACUUAAGCUGGCUUAGCAGGUCACCACUCAGCUUUGCUUGUCUCCCGGGGCAAGGGAAGGGGACCAGGAGGAGGGCGAGGAGGUUCCAGUGAGUCCUGUUGUCUGGGACUCUCCCUCUUACAGAGUGGCUUAUAAAGUCCAGGGUGUGUGUGGGUUGGGGAGAUCGUGUGGGUUGGGGAGAUCCUUGUUCCCUCAACCAUACCUGUGCCUGUAAGUCCCAUCAGCACCUCCGUGCAGGGUCCCAGCUGGCUGGGUCCUCUUCUAGCCUCGGUGCCUGCACCUUUUCUGUAUCCCCCGCCCCCAUCGUCUGUUACUGAUUUUUUUUUUUUUUGAUAAAAAGAUAAUAAAACCUGGUACUUUCUA